AUGGGCGCCGGUUUGCUCGCGCUCGUCGCGACUGCGAGCGUCUCGGGCGUGUUCGCGCACCAGCUGUUCUUUCGCCGUGUCGACGUCGAUAACCAUCCGUUCCUCCUGCUCGCCGCAUCAUUUGCGCUGUAUUUGGCGCUGGCGGCAUUUCUGCAGGCUCAGUACGCCCAGUAUACCUCGAUACUCGCUUCUCAUGGCGUGGCUUUCCUCCUCAUGUCAUCCUUUGUGACGUCGAUAUGGGCCAGCAUGUUGACAUACCGAGCGUUCUUCCACCCGCUAAGCAAAUUUCCUGGGCCAUUUUCGGCUCGUUUGUCCAAGUUCUGGGCUGUUAGGCAGGCACUCCAAAGCGGGUUGAAAUGGUACAAGGUGGACGCCGCGCUGCAUGAGAAGUAUGGUGACUAUGUCCGCACUGGUCCUCGGGAGCUUUCUAUUCGUGAUCCCAAAGCGCUGAACCCCAUUUUGGGAUUCACGUCAAAGACGUUGAAAGGCCCAUUCUACGACGGCAUGGAAGAUUCUGUAAGCACUACUCGGGACAAAAAGCUCCACAAGUCAAGGCGUAAGCUCUGGGACACCUCCAUGAAGCAAUUGCUCUCCACGUACACUCCCCAGCUCGAGCAAUUCACCGACAUCUUGCUUGAGCGCAUCAGCAAGAAUGUUGGCAAACCGGUUCCUAUCAACGACCUGGCGAUGCACUACAGCUACGACGUCAUGACGCAGCUUGCCUUUGGCGAGCCCGGCGGCUUCGUGGAUGGAAGCGCCGACGACGUGGCUACCGAUAUGCUCGAAGGAAUGCAGAAGGGUGUGGAUGCUAUUGGAAUUCUCUGCCAAAUGCCUUGGGUCCUCGGUAUCUUGAUGGCCCUGGCAACGGUGAUCCCCACGCCGAUGAGCACGUUCAAUGGAUGGGCAGCGAAGUCAUUGGAGCGCAGAAUGAAGAUGAAGAACCCGAAGCCCGACCUGAUUGGCCACCUCAUCGCAGAGACGGCACCCGACGAUAAGAAGGGCCAGCACAUGCUCUUCACAGACUCCCGCGUCAUCGUUAGCGCCGGAAGCGACACAACCGCCACCGCAAUCACCGAGAUCCUCAUCAUGCUCGCCCUACACCCCGCCUACGUCGCCGAACUCCGCGCUGAGAUGGACCCCGUCUUCGCGACCGACGGCGCCUACUCGUGCCAGAAGACGUACCCGGUUCUAGACUCGCUGAUCAACGAGACGCUACGGCUGUACCCGCCGGUGCUGUUCGGCUCGCCACGCGUGACGCCACCGGGCGGCCUCAAGAUCGGCGACGUCUUCGUGCCCGAGGACACGGUCGUGUACGUGCCGGGGUGGCAGCUGCACCACGACGCGCGCAACUUCCCGCAGCCCGACGAGUUCAUCCCGGAGCGGUGGACGACGAGGCCGGAGCUGCUGGUGAAUAGGAGCGCGUUUAUUCCUUUUUUGCUUGGCGAAAACAAUUGCCCUGGAAAACCCCUCGCCAUGAUGGAGAUCCGCUCUGUCAUCGCGAGGACCAUCCACGACUACGAUGUCAGCUUGCCCGAAGGACAAUCGCUGACAGAGAAGGGCUUUUUCGACGGCGUCAAGGAUCAUUUUAUUGCCGGUGUGCCGAAGCAAAACCUCGUUUUCACCAAGAGAGUCAGGUAG
Molecule: messenger RNA, 1638 nt
Organism: Lasiodiplodia theobromae
Lineage: Eukaryota; Fungi; Ascomycota; Dothideomycetes; Botryosphaeriales; Botryosphaeriaceae
Product: Benzoate 4-monooxygenase cytochrome protein
Exons: 6
Coding region: 1-1638 (545 amino acids)
Molecular function (GO): oxidoreductase activity, acting on paired donors, with incorporation or reduction of molecular oxygen; heme binding; monooxygenase activity
Source: RefSeq, a predicted model, not a curated record